GCUGAGUGACGUAAGCUUCUAUACAAAAGUGACACCAGUCCAUUCGAAUGCUUCAUACUUCAAAAUGAAGCAGAACGUACGCGAUGGAAAAACCUUAUACAAAAUCUUACCUGCACGAUAUGUGUUGGUUUUCUUUAUAUUUUUGGUAUGUAUGGAGAUGUAUGCUCAUAGAGUCGUGCUAAACGUAGCUAUUGUGGCCAUGGUAAAUAAUUCGGCGAUCGAGAUGAGCGAAACUGAAAAUGCUCUAACUCACGAAUGCCCUGAUAGUGCUGAAAAUCAAAAUAUCACGUAUAAUUACAGAGAAGGAAAAUUCGUUUGGAGUCAACCCGAACAAGGAAUUAUUUUAGGAAGUUUCUAUUAUAGUUAUGUCAUUUUUCAGUUUUUGGGAGGUUCUGUCAUUCAUCUGUUAGGUGUCAAGCGCACUUACGUUAUUACUGUGUUUUUAUCGUCGGCGUUAUUAUCGAUAACACCAUUUAUAGCCGAACUUGGUAUAGCGGCCUUGUCAUGUCAGAGAGUUGUCUUAGGAGUGUUGCAUGCGCUGACGUUUCCAUCAGGAUUUACAUUACUUUCAAGAUGGUCUCCAGUUAACGAACGAAGUACAUUAAUGGCUAUUUGCGAGAGUGGAAAUUUGAUUGGUUCCACAAUUACUACUACAUUGUCUGGUUACUUGUGCGAAUAUGGUUUCUCGGGUGGUUGGCCUUCAGCAUUCUACGUCAUUGGUAUUUAUGGAUGUGUUUUGUCCCUCGGUUUGUUAUUUUUUGUAUAUGAUUAUCCGGAAGAAUUUUCCGGCAUUACUCAAAAAGAGAUUCUUCAUAUACGACAAAACUCGAACAAUAAUACUAAUAAUAUUAAGAAAAUUCCUUGGAAGAGUAUUUUAACAUCUGUACUAGUAUGGACGACGUGCAUUGUAAAAUUGUUGUUUCAUUGGGGUUUCUAUACCUUUCUAUUAAAACUACCAUCGUAUGUCGAGAAUGUUCUACAUUUCCCAAUACAGCAGAAUGGCUUAAUAAACGCAUUCAUGUAUUCAGCGAAUACGUUUGGCCUCAUUAUAUCUGGUUACUUAUCAGAUUUGUUUAUUAAACGUAAAUAUUUCAGCGUAACAAACGUCAGAAAAGGCUUCCAGACUCUUUCUAUUAUAGGAUCCAGUGCAUGCCUGAUAUGCAUUCCUCAAGUUGGAUGUCAUUCAACAAACGUCAUAAUAAUACUCGUCAUGACAACUGGCUUCAUGGGUCUUGUUGGUGGCGGUGACAACGCAAUCAUUCUGAACUUAGCACCUAAAUACACAGGGCCGUUGUUCGGAUUGACUAAUGGAAUGUCUGCAGUUCCUGGCUUCUUAUCGCCAUAUAUAGCUGGACUGUUCCUAGAUAAAAAUCAAGGAAGCAUGGUGCAAUGGAGUUACGUCUAUUAUCUCUCGGCGGGAUUUUGUUUAUUGGCGAUGAUCAUCUUCCUAGUUUUUGGCUCAGCCGAAUUGCAACCUUGGGCUGAUGAUUCGGACGAAGCAGAAGAAGUGAAAAACGUUGUCUCCGUACCAAAAUAGGGUGCUGCAAUGCCAAAUUUAUAAAUUUAUUUUUUUAUUAUUAAAUUUAAAGUAAUGAAAUUAGACAAUACUGUAUGAGAAUAUAAUAACGUAUUGUAAAUAAAAUUUAAUACAGUAGAGCAUCGAUUAUCCGACUCAAUUGGGGACUGGGGU
Molecule: messenger RNA, 1690 nt
Organism: Centruroides sculpturatus (bark scorpion)
Lineage: Eukaryota; Metazoa; Arthropoda; Arachnida; Scorpiones; Buthidae
Product: sialin-like
Exons: 11
Coding region: 65-1537 (490 amino acids)
Biological process (GO): transmembrane transport; monoatomic anion transport
Molecular function (GO): transmembrane transporter activity
Source: RefSeq, a predicted model, not a curated record